AUGGCGCCGCAACAAAAGGGCUUUUCGUGGUCCAACAUCGCCGUUGGUUCCAUCAUGAACAUCGCCGAGGUCACGACGCUGGGUCAGCCUCUGGAGGUGGUCAAGACGCAGAUGGCGUCGAACCGACAGCAGACCAUGAUGCAGGCCCUGCGCACCGUCUCGUCUCGCGGCGGCAUCCUGGGCUUCUACCAGGGUCUCAUCCCGUGGGCAUGGAUCGAAGCCUCCACCAAGGGUGCUGUUCUGCUCUUCACCGCAGCUGAGGUCGAAAAGGUUGCCAAGAACGCCGGCUUUUCUGCGGGCUCGGCUGGUUUGCUCGGUGGUAUGACGGGAGGCAUUGCGCAGGCAUAUGCAACCAUGGGCUUCUGCACCUGCAUGAAGACCGCCGAGAUCACACGCCACAAGCAGGCCGAAGCGGGCAUCAAACCGCCUUCCACCUGGGCCGUCUUUGCCGACAUCUACCGUCGCGAGGGACUCAAGGGCAUCAACAAGGGUGUCAACGCCGUGGCGGUGCGUCAGUGCACCAACUGGGGUUCGCGCAUGGGCUUUGCGCGUCUCGCCGAAUCGCCCAUCCGCAGCCUCUCGGGCAAGUCGGAGAAGGACAAGCUCAACGCAGCCGAGCGCAUCGCAUGCUCUUCGAUCGGCGGUGCACUCGCCACGUGGAACCAGCCCAUCGAAGUCAUUCGCGUCGAGAUGCAGUCCAUGGCCAAAGCAGCCCCCGGCAGCAACCGGCCCGAAAAGCUGACGAUUGGAAACACCUUUGCCUACAUCUACAAGGAGAACGGCAUCAAGGGCCUCUACCGCGGCGUCACACCACGCAUCUUCCUCGGCGUAUGGCAGACCAUCUGCAUGGUCUCGUUUGCCGACUACGUGCGCGAGUUCAUCGGCUCCAAGUAA
Molecule: messenger RNA, 894 nt
Organism: Moesziomyces antarcticus
Lineage: Eukaryota; Fungi; Basidiomycota; Ustilaginomycetes; Ustilaginales; Ustilaginaceae
Product: mitochondrial carrier
Exons: 2
Coding region: 1-894 (297 amino acids)
Biological process (GO): mitochondrial citrate transmembrane transport; alpha-ketoglutarate transport
Cellular component (GO): mitochondrion
Molecular function (GO): tricarboxylate secondary active transmembrane transporter activity
Source: RefSeq, a predicted model, not a curated record